Crotalus tigris (Tiger rattlesnake) is the source of this 2495-nucleotide messenger RNA. It is a transcript of the gene BTF3L4, whose product is annotated as basic transcription factor 3 like 4. The transcript has 6 exons. Bases 160 to 636 code for a protein of 158 amino acids. The record is from RefSeq and is a predicted model, not a curated record. NCBI's taxonomy places the organism in Eukaryota, Metazoa, Chordata, Lepidosauria, Squamata, Viperidae.
CGACUCAUUUUGUCCGCCAAUUGGAUGAGAGGGGCGGGGCCAUGGUCCCGUGGUUCUAGGCCUUCUUGGUUCAGACCCCUCUCUCCCCCUUACCUCUCCGCCAUCUUGUUGUUGCCGCGUGUUGCUUUUGGAAGGCUCGUCGGACUGAGAUAAAGCAAGAUGAAUCAAGAAAAACUGGCUAAACUUCAGGCUCAGGUCCGAAUAGGUGGAAAGGGUACAGCUCGUAGAAAGAAGAAGGUAGUUCACAGAACAGCAACAGCUGAUGAUAAAAAACUUCAGAGUUCACUCAAAAAAUUGGCAGUAAACAAUAUUGCUGGCAUUGAAGAGGUGAAUAUGAUAAAAGAUGAUGGAACAGUUAUUCAUUUCAACAAUCCAAAAGUCCAGGCUUCACUCUCAGCAAAUACUUUUGCAAUUACUGGUCAUGCUGAAGCCAAACCAAUCACGGAAAUGUUACCGGGCAUUUUAAGCCAGUUGGGUGCCGAUAGUUUAACAAGUCUUCGAAAGUUAGCGGAGCAGUUCCCAAGACAAGUGUUGGAUAGCAAAGUACCAAAAUCAGAAGAUAUUGAUGAGGAAGAUGACGAUGUUCCUGAUCUUGUAGAAAACUUUGAUGAAGCAUCAAAAAAUGAAGCUAAUUAAUUCAUUAAUAGUUCUGGAAGUUGACAUGGACUAGAUUUAAGAAAUCAGCUGUGUGGUUCCAAAGUUUUACAAAAACAGCGAACAUGACCCGUUUAAUAGUUCAAUAAUAUAAAAUAUUUUGUAUUUUAAUUAUGCUGUUUGUUCAGCAGUUCCUGUCAGUUGAUUUUUGCAUUUUGCACUUACUCCAGGAUCUACCUUUUCAGUUAAAAAGCAAAAAAAAAAAGACAUUUUAAGUGCAGAUUAAGGUGUGUGCGGGUGUGCAUGUGUGUGAAUGUAUGUAUGUUGCUUAACGUGCAGUUGAGGAAAUUGGAGAGCAGAUCUACUUGAUUUUCCCUUCAUCCUCUAAAAUGGAAAUAAAAGAAAACUUUAAUUUGGCUAAAGUAAACUUUUUUAUUGCAAUAAGAUAGUUCUUGUAAAAUAAUGAAAAAAGUAAUAAAUUGGGGAUACCACUUAUUACUUAACAUUCGGUUUUAAUUUCUGUAUUAACUAUUAUAUUUACAAAUGUACUUGACCAUACUGAUGGUGUAUUUGUGUAGUUUCUCAUCAGCCUCCUUUUGAUUUUAAUUUCUACCAAAGAUAGGCUAUCAGUAUGCAUGUUUAUUGCAACUUUUAAAAAUAUUACAUAAGAGCUUCUCUUUUACUUUUAAAAGCUCUUCUCAUGUUCAUCUUAAUAAUAAACGUGGGUUGCAUUUACAUGCUAUCAGAUACUCUAUUUUGUUUUUAGUAAGACACCCUGUUUCUAGGUUGAGCCAAACAAUCAGUGCUGCAUUUCUAAUUUUUCUUGUCCUGCGGGUGAGCAUGCCCACACACAUCCCCACUUCCAUGAGCAGCAGGUGAAUGUGUACGCAAGUGCUCCAGGCUUGCACAAUUGGAGCUGCACACGUGCACAUGCAUGUUUCCCUACCGUCAGAAUCAUCCCCUCCCCCCGCCAGUCCACAAACCCAGAAACUUGGUGAUAUACAUAUUUACAUUUACUGAGAUAAAGAUUGGAGGAUACAUUCUACAGCAUUCAUUGCCUUGUAUUUUUUCUUGGUACACUAUUUUCAGCUAGUCCGUCUUCAAGAUUCUGUACGUGGUUUGAUCUCUUUAUCUCAGCUAGGCAAUACAUUUAUUAGCCUGGGUGUCUUUUCCAGUAGGGUUAUUUUGUUUUGAUAGGGGAUUAUCACUUCUUUUCUGUUCAUAUUUUCAAUUAGAAAAUAGUGCAUUGCCAUACAUAGGUUAUUUUGUUAAAAAGCAUAAUAGUCUAUUAUAAUAAUUUUGCUCCUAAGAGCAGGUAAACUCUCUUACUUUUGGACACUAAAAUCGGGAAAUGUAACUUGGAAUUCAUAGACUUCAUAAGGAAAGAGCUAAAUGUACUGGCAUUAGCAUUUCACAAAGGUCUAAUCCAUCAGUUUUGAAGGUAACCUUCCUUACAUUUAUCUGCAUUCUAUUGUGGGUUGAUAUUGUAUUGCAGUCACUUCUGUAAACAUGACCCCUAAUUGUUAGGUAAUAGUGGCAGUAAAUGUCUGUGGAACUUUUCAAACAAAGGUGCUUGAUAUAAUCUUUGCAGCUGAAGCUCUUGGUUCUUCAAAUAAACUUGAUGUAUUGCAAUGAAGCAUCAUUGUAAAUCUUGCUGAGGCCAAUCGGCUUGAAAAAGCUUUUUUUUUUCACAGCUUAUUUUGGAAUACUUAGAUAUAUCUGCUUUUUCUGCUGAGAUAUGCACCCAGCAACUAUAUUUUGAGGCAUACAGCAUUCUAUAAAAUCAGGCUGACUUCCCAAAACAGAUUUUGUAAUGUCAUCUGGACUGCUCACUAGAUUUUAUAGAUUUUCUUGUUCUAUUUUAUAUAAUACAUGGAUCUUAAUAAAAUAAUUUGAAGGAG